Diprion similis is the source of this 4452-nucleotide messenger RNA. It is a transcript of the gene RalGPS, whose product is annotated as ras-specific guanine nucleotide-releasing factor RalGPS2. Lineage: Eukaryota; Metazoa; Arthropoda; Insecta; Hymenoptera; Diprionidae. The record is from RefSeq and is a predicted model, not a curated record. Gene Ontology annotation, cellular component: plasma membrane. The transcript has 13 exons. Gene Ontology annotation, biological process: positive regulation of GTPase activity; Ras protein signal transduction. Gene Ontology annotation, molecular function: guanyl-nucleotide exchange factor activity. Bases 247 to 2187 code for a protein of 646 amino acids.
GUCCCGAACUCGAACAACCAACAUACGUGCCCAAUAACACAUUGCACGGACGAUAAUUACAUCCACUUUAAUUUAAUUUAAGAUUAGAGUCAUCCAAGACCCUGCCAUCCGAAUGCUUAAUCUCUCUUUCCCGAAAGUUAAUUAUUCACAUAAUUCGUUGAAUGAGUCGGGAAUGAAUGGAUGUGGCUAGGCUACAUCUAGGAGAUAGACGAGAGGUGUAAUGUGUCCUUUAAGCAGUGUCGCCUCAUGGCUGACAUGCGUUAUACCUCUAUGCCCCGCGAUUUAUCCAACGACUCCGUUGCCGCUCUGCGAAUUUCCGAGUGCGGGCCUUUGGAUUGUCAGGAUAAAUCAUUUACCGGGGAUACUAGUUCUCCUAGUGGUCCUCUCUUGCCUUGUGACGAGGACCAACGAGACAAACUACACAAGGAUCGUAAGGAGCAUCGAGAAAAGCCCAAGCCGUACAGAAAAUAUUCAGAGCUGACUCCACCUACAGUACAAAGCUGCUACGAUAAUUAUGGAAGUUCAGUGGCAUGUAAAUCUAAUUCUCUACCUGGACGAUGCAACAGCAACUCACCUGUGGCCAACGUUACAGUUGCGACGAAUGUACAACCGGAGGAUUUGGCUACUCAGCUAACGCUUUUAGACUUGAGUGCGUUCAGAUCGAUUCGACCAGAGGAGUUAUCGAGUUGUUCGUGGAACAAGAAGAACAAACUAAUCAUAGCACCGAAUGUAGUUGGCUUCACCCGAAGAUUCAAUCAUGUCAGUUUUUGGACUGUCCAAGAGAUUUUGAACGCACCCACGCCUAAGCAACGUUCUGAAAUUUUAGUACAUUUUAUACGUGUCGCUAAAAAGUUGUACGACCUAAACAAUCUUCACUCGUUAUUCGCUGUCAUUUCCGGAUUGCAAAGUGCUUCCAUUUACAGAUUAAGUAAAACUUGGGCCUGCCUAUCAAAAAGAGACAAAACGACAUUUGACAAAUUGGCCGAAGUUUUCAGCGAUAAAAAUAAUUGGACGAAUCUCAGAGAGCACAUAGAUUCUCUUAAACUACCAUGCAUUCCUUACCUCGGCUUAUUCCUGACCGACCUCGUUUACAUAGAUAUGGCUCAUCCCGCAUCAAAGAAUAAUGAAAAUCAUCAAAGAACACUGAAAAUGAAUAACGUGCUAAGUAGAGUAGAAACAUUUCAAGCAAGCGAAUAUCCAGGCAUUGCAGUUUUGCCAGAAGUCCAGCGAUACUUGAACAGCGUUCGUUACAUUGAAGAAUUGCAGAAAUUUUUGGAGGACGAUCAUUACAAACUAUCUAUGAAACUCGAGCCAAAUUCACCAGCACCAUCAUCUAGCAGCAGCAAGGAAUCCGUUGGUGACGUUGCUGCCGCUGUUGCAGCCCUUUCUUUAUCACCAGCCAGAGGAUGCGCAGGAUCUUUAAGACUUCAUGCAGCUUCAGCUGCAAAUAAAUUUGUCCCUGGUCAUAGGAAGUGUAGAAGUCUUGGUACAAAAUUCCGUAGCACGAGUCUUCCACGCAACUUCCACAAACAAGGAGGACGAAUGGGGCCUAGCUUGGUAUCCGCUGGUAUUUUCGGAAAGACUUCAGCGGUGCCAUUAGAACCAAGUCAAUUAACCGUGAGACACCUCCUGGACGAUUCGGUACUAGAGGAGCCGAAUUUGCAUCCACAAGUAGUAGAUUUAGAAGAAAACUCACCAAGUUCACCAGCAGAUGCUUUGGACGAUGACUGUAGCUUACUUUCAAGAACAAGCUCAUUGGCUUUAUCACCGCACGAGUUGAGCGGGUCCAAAGAACCUCGUUGUGGUCUGCAGGGCUCACUACGACGCAAAGUUAUUUUACGAGAUGGUCGUAAGCCUGCCGUUACAACGUGGCAAAAAUAUUGGGUACAAGUAUGGGCAUCGUCCAUCGUCUACUUUUCGCCAAAGUGUUUCAAAGGAAGCGACAGAUCUGAUUUUAAACGUGAACCAUACAAAAUGGUGUCGAUUUUGGGGUGGAUAGUCGAACCACUGGAUAGUUCCUUACAUACGGAUGCAUUUAUACUAACAGACCCUAACAAAGGUAACGUCUACAAAUUCCGCGCAGGGUCAACCGAGGCGGCCGAGCAAUGGUUGAGAGAAUUACGAGCCACAGCUCGUGGCGCGACUGAUAGAAAACCAAUACCCGCCAAUCUCAUGUCGUUCGAAUGAAGUCUUUAUUUUUCUUUAGUUCAUUUACGUAAUACAUUUUAUGUCGGUGGAAACUCAAUGCCGCAUUUUUUUUGAUGCUCACGAAUUACAUGAAACUUGCGGAAUUUUACUCGAUAGAUUUUCAUCAAACUAUACUUCCGACGUGACUCAUAUCGACGAUAUUAUUUAUUUGCAUACACAAUACGUAUAUUUUCCGAUUUUAUAACAACGUAGAUAAAAUCUAUUAUGCUAUACAGGUAAUAUCACUGGAUAGAAAACUAUGAAAAGUCGCCAAUAGCUAUUUUUGUCACAACAUAAAUAUCUGUGCCCAUUCAAAGGGAGACAGAGAAAGCUGGAGGGUGAAGUAAUAACCGAAUUGCGUUAUUCGUAACAUUUUAUACGUAUCCUACCGACUAAAAACAAUUAUAAAUAUUUUACUAAUGAUUGUUUUCAUUAUUAAUAAUUUACCGUCAGUUCUACACAUACAAAUGUACGCGUAUAGGGAUAAUGAGCUGAAAGCAAUAUUGUGUACAGUGUUAUAUUCCUAAUAUUAUAAUAGAUAUUAUAGGGAAGAAUGAUACUCAUCGACAUAUCUGAUGGUACGUGUGAAGAUCUGCAUGAGUCGUACACGUUGAAAGCGUAUGUUUUGACUGUUGUUGUUAAGAUUGAAUUAAUUUUACGUGGAAAUUAGAUGUUAGUGUAGUUAGCUGCAGCUUUAGUAUAUCGCCAAGUUGUAUAGGAGAAAUUUAUUGUGUUUGUUGAUUUCACUUCUUUUUUGUACUUUGUUUCCUGUGCAACCGUAUUCUGUACACUUUGCGUUGUGAGAAAUAUAUCGUAAACUUGAUAAUCAUUUGAAUCCGCUGACCUGCUGCGAUAUUUUUACAUUAUAUAAACAUAAAUUGAUCACAAAUAUUUUCAAAAUAAUCGCAAGAGCCUGCUAGUCGCAAACCAAGUUGCGAAAGCGUUUCAAUUUUUAUUAGUACAAGAAAAAAAAAAAUUAAUUGCCAUUUCCGUAGAAUGCGAAGCAGUUGACCGCUUUAUUGUGGACUGUUAUUUUUUUUUGUAAAUGGUAAUCGCACUGUAUAUUCUUCGAGCAGCAUUUGUUUGAUAAAGUGAGAAAUUUACCUACAGCUUGAUUCAUAUUUUUCACCGUAACUAUUUUCUCUAAUUAAAUUCGAGCAAUUAAUGGAGUAUUAUAAUCAUUUUCGUAAUAUGCUAUUUCAUAUGUUAGAAAAAAUAUUUUAUUAAAACUAAACAAAGAAUAGCUCAAGCCUAUUUCCGCUUGUGUACGAGAUUGUAUCAGUGUGACCAAUCGGCAGCUCUGGUAUAUAGUUUUUUUUAAAUCGAAGAUAAAUAAUCGGCAAUGCGUGUAUUUAAUAAUCUGUAAUUUUUAUAAUAACUUUUUAAAUAUGACUCUUGAACGGCAAAAUUGUCCUCUAAGAAAAUUGAGUACGCGGUAAAAGACACAUAAUACAUUAUAAUAAACAAAAAAUAUAUCUUCAAGCUUGAAACAGUGCGAUGGCAAUGUUCUCUGUGAUUGUUACAUACAUGCAAAUCUAGGCGUACACGUUAUAAAUAUGCUUUUUCUACUCCGCAGCUUUUACUUCACUAUGAAUCUAUAUUGUAUAUUGAUUUGUAUUAUACAUAUAUGUUAUACAACAUAGGUAUUUUAACAAAAAUGUACAGCCUGGUGACAGAUGUUGCAGGUGACCUUGCCCAAAAAACUAACAUGACACAUAGAGUUAUCGUUUAUUAUUACUACAUAAUUAUACUAUUAUUAUUAUUAUUAUUAUUAUUGUUACUAUUAGUAUAUUAUGAAAAGUUUUGCGAUUUUAUUCACAUUAUCAUUGUAAGUUGCGUACCUAUUCUAUCAUGACAUGCGUAUAUUCAAUGUUGUUCCAUUUAUGUAUAUUUGUAAAGGCUUACUGUGUGAAAUGGAAUAAGGAAGAAAAAAAAUCAAAUCCAAAACGGAACUGAAAGGGGAAAAACAUAUCUGUUAGCGGAUUGAAAUGUUUAAAAGUUAGAUGAGGCCGAUUAGUGUCUUGAGACUGUCUUUGAUACAAAUCACUGUGUGUGCUACAUAUCACGUUACGUUAUCACAUAAUCCUUAACAUUUAUUGCUACGAUUAAUUGUUUGUUGUAGUUGUUUAUAUGUAUACAUACUAUAUAUAUAUAUAUAUUAUUUUCAAUGGGUUUGAACAGUUUACAUACCUACAUACAUAAAUAUGAACCAUGUAGUAUAUAGUUGACAUUGUAGAAGACUGAUUCAAUAAACGACGAGGGAAC